Microcebus murinus (gray mouse lemur) is the source of this 2343-nucleotide messenger RNA. Lineage: Eukaryota; Metazoa; Chordata; Mammalia; Primates; Cheirogaleidae. The record is from RefSeq and is a predicted model, not a curated record.
CCGCCCCGCCCCGCCCCGCCGGCCCGCGCCCGGCCCGCACUCGGGACCAUGAGCCGCAUCUACCAGGACGGUGCGCUCCGGAACAAGGCGGUGCGCAGCGCGCGGCUGCCCGGGUGGGACCCCGCCGCGCACCAGGGGGGGAAUGGCGUCCUGCUCGAGGGAGAACUGGUCGAUGUAUCUCGCCACAGCAUCGAGGAUGCCCAUGGCAGGAAGGAGCGCUACUACGUGCUGUAUAUCCGGCCCGGCCUCAUCCACCGCCGCAAAUUCAACCCCAAGGGAGAUGAAAUCGAGCCCAACUUCAGCGCCACCAGGAAGGUGAACACGGGCUUCCUCAUGUCAUCCUACAAGGUGGAAGCCAAGGGGGACACCGACAGGCUCUCACCCGCGGAGCUGAAGGAGCUGGUGGACAAGCCGGAGCUGCUGGCGCUGACCGAGAGCCUCGCCCCCGAGCAGACUGUGGCCUUCUGGAUGCCCGAGUCAGACAUGCUGGCGAUGGAGCUCGAGCUCGGGGCCGGGGUGCGGCUGAAGACUCGGGGCGAUGGCCCCUUCCUGGAGUCAUUGGCCAAACUUGAGGCUGGAACAGUGACCAAGUGUAAUUUUGCGGGUGAUGGAAAGACAGGGGCGUCCUGGACAGACAACAUCAUGGCCCAGAAGUCGUCAGAGGGGGCCAGAGCGGAGAUCCGAGAGCAGGGGGACGGGGCAGAGGACGAGGAGUGGCCAGAAGAAAUUCAACAGCAGAUUGUUCGAGAGACUUUCCAUCUAGUCCUCAAGCGGGAUGACAACAUUUGUAACUUCUUGGAGGGUGGAAGUUUGAUUGGUGGCUCUGACUACAAACUGAUUUACCGACACUAUGCUACCCUCUACUUUGUAUUUUGUGUGGAUUCGUCAGAAAGUGAACUUGGGAUCUUGGACCUCAUCCAGGUUUUUGUGGAGACUCUGGAUAAGUGUUUCGAAAAUGUGUGUGAAUUGGAUUUGAUCUUCCAUAUGGAUAAGGUGCACUACAUCCUCCAGGAGGUGGUGAUGGGUGGGAUGGUGUUGGAAACAAACAUGAAUGAAAUUGUGGCUCAGAUUGAAGCUCAAAAUAGGCUGGAGAAAUCCGAGGGUGGCCUUUCAGCAGCCCCUGCACGGGCGGUUUCUGCGGUGAAAAACAUCAACCUGCCUGAGAUUCCUCGGAACAUCAACAUUGGUGAUCUCAAUAUCAAAGUCCCCAACCUGUCCCAGUUUGUCUGAGGGCGGAGGAUUGGGCUGAACUGGAGUCCUUAAAACAAGCAAAGCCAAGCAAGUCUGGAAACAGAACCCAUUUUGAGCCUUAGAAGAGUCAAGCCUCAGGACUCUGAACCUUUCUGUCUGGGGAAGACUGUUUGGCAUGGGAGGGGAAGGGGUUCAUGUGCACACUGCCUGGGUGUGCUCAGUUCUCCCACGUGCAGCCGUGUUGCCCUCCACGCACACGGCCGCUGCAGGGGUGAGGGGCCUGCCGUCCUCAGAGGGAGUCGGCGAGCCCAAGCCACCCGUACCUUUGCCUCUCACACACAGCCGCUCCCAGGGAUCGGGGACUGUACUGAGCAGGCCCACUUGCUUCCCAUAACCCCAGCACGAGGACUGAGCACAUUCUCUGACUAGCAUCUUCAUCCUUAGCACGACGGGCUUCUGAGGUCCUGUAGCAUUUACUUGCUGGUGAGGUACCCUAGGUAGAAAAGGGCUGGCCCUUCAGAUUUGGGGAUGUGGUGAGCAAGUAAGGGCAGGUUUUAUGAGAACCAGAGUCACCUGCUGGCUCUACAAAGAUCGUUAAUGCCCAGAAUUCUUGUAUAGCCAGGCCUUUUGGUUACCACCUCCUGCAGAAUACGUUCCCUUGCUGUCUUAGUCUCAGUUCUGUUCUCACAGGCAUUUGUGUGCAGGACACAGUCCCAGUCACACCCCUGGUGCAUGCCCACCACAUUGCAGCUGCUCGGGAGCACCCCUCACACACACUCGCCGGAGAGGCCCCUCCUCACGGAGGAGAAGCCCUGUGUCUGUAGAAGGUUAAGCCAACAACACGUGGAAUAUCCCAGAAUUAUGACUCUUCCCACAUUUAAAAUACAUUCUCCUCACGGGAGCAGAAGGUCCAGUUGCUGUGUUAAGAAUGAUGAGUCGUCUCCGUAGGAAACCCACUGCCACCUGUACCAGCUUCUGGAGCAUGAGAGCCUGAGCCAGGGCCACCCAUCUGAGGCCCAGAUACAGGAAGUGUGCUCGCCGAGACUAGUAGCAGUGCUGCAUCUUCUCCCCUCCCUGGACUCUGCUCGUGUUCCCUCAGGUGACGUUCUCCCAGAGCUUUGGAGACCCAUAAAUGUUUACAUGUGAUAAGUC